This is a messenger RNA of Ailuropoda melanoleuca (giant panda), 3514 nucleotides long. RefSeq names its product SIGLEC family like 1 (gene SIGLECL1). NCBI's taxonomy places the organism in Eukaryota, Metazoa, Chordata, Mammalia, Carnivora, Ursidae. The coding region runs from base 157 to 1506 and encodes 449 amino acids. The transcript is spliced from 10 exons. Gene Ontology annotation, cellular component: plasma membrane. Gene Ontology annotation, biological process: cell adhesion. Gene Ontology annotation, molecular function: sialic acid binding. The record is from RefSeq and is a predicted model, not a curated record.
GAUAUGCGUUGGGGCUGCCCCAACUGGGCUUCCAGGAAAGCGGGGCUUCUCUGUCUGUCAGGUGGUCCCCGGGUCGGCAGUCAGGGCUCUGAUGUGAAAGCCAGCUGCAGCAAAGGCCCUGUCCCCUCCUCUUCCUGAGGACCACUGCUACUGCAAAUGGAAGGACCACUGCCACAGCUGGCACCCGCCAGGCUGCUCUCUUCCUCUUGUUCCUUGGAGAAGUCUCUGCAGUGCAGCUGUUCCUUCCACGGGAUCCCCACACCCUCCGUGCGGUGGUGGAUGGGAGGCGUUCCUGUGAACGUGAACAGCACCGAUGGCAGCCUCCGGGUGACUUCCACCAUCCUUGGCCCCUGGGCCAACAGCACCAUCAGCCUGACGGAGCAGCCGAAACUGAGCACGAGGCUCCUCUGUAAGGGGAAGAACCAGAAUGGAACCCACGCUUUGAGCAUCCUGCUGAUACCAAGAAAGAGUUCUUCGCCCAGCAAGACUUUCAUUAAUGGGCUGAUCCAGGGCAUUGUCUAUGGAACCAUCGCAACCGCACUGCUGUUCCUCUGCUUCACCCCACUCCUAAACGGCAAAGAGAGGGGAAGUGACUUGCCCCACAGCAUCCGACCAGACGCAGAAACCAGAGCUCCACGUCCUAGAUAUUCUUGUGGCUGGGGCUCCUCUGACCUUGACUUGUACCAUCAAAAGCACCUGAAAAGCAAGCAAAGCCCCUUUCCUUUCCUGGAAUUGGCCCACCAUGUUCUCCAACACAGAGAGCUCCAGCAGCUCUUCCUCCAAUGGCUGCACUUCGCCUUGAAGCCUCAGGAUUACGACACCACUGUCCGAUGUUAUUUGAAUUUCUCUCCAGCUAUGUUCAGCGGAAGAGCUGUGGUCACAUUCCAAGUGGUCUCACCCACAAGGCUGCUCGAUCCCUCUUGUUCCUUGGAGAAGCCUCUGCAGUGCAGCUGUUCCUUCCAUGGGCUCCCCACACCCUCCAUGCAGUGGUUGAUGGAAGGUGUCCCUGUGAGUGUGAACAACACAGCUAACAUCCUCCAGGUGACUUCCACCAUACUUGGCGCCUGGAACAACAGCACCAUCAGCCUCAUCGGGGAGUCAGACAUACUCAUGAAUCUCCACUGUGAGGGGAAGAACGAAUAUGGAAUCCAUGCUUCACGCGUCUUCCUCCUACCAGAUAAGCAUUCAGGUUCCAGUGUGUUCGUGAAAGGGCUGACCCAGGGCAUUGUGUAUGGAUCCAUUUUAACCGCAUUGCUCCUCUUCUUCCUUGUCCUCCUCACAAUGAAAAUGCUUCAGUGGUGGGAGGACAGGAACAUUUCCAAGGCCAAAGAGGCCCCAGUCACCCAGAAGCCAGAGCUGCAGGAGGAGCCAGGAAUAGCUGUGAAGUCUGCAGCUGAAACCGCUGGGCAUUGGGUGGAGUCUAGGGGGCUUGAGCCAGAAGGACCGACCAUGGACAGGAAGACUCCCAGACCGAUCAAGACAGACACGUGGCUCGCAGACGCCUAGAUCUACCGGCCCAGUUAGACUUCCCAGACCUACAAAGCAGGAGCGGCAACUCCAUUUGAGACUCUAAGACCAGAGACCAGCGCUAGGAGCUCACGCAUUUACCCCACAAGGACUCCCAAGAGCCGGGCCUGUUCAUCAGCCCCCUCCCCCGCCAGGGUCAUGCCUGCUCCCUGCCCUCGAGCCGCACGGUCAGGGCAGGCAGGCCAAUGUGCAGGAGCACAGAUGACAUACAGAGGAGCCUGGGGGGAGGCAGCACUAGCAGAUGGGUUAAUGCUAUUGUCCACCCGGCGCUGUGAUCCAGAGCAACAGGGACCCUCCUACAUCCUCCGGCAUCGCCAAGCAAAGCUAGCCUCCGCCCUCUGCAGAGAGAAACUGAGACCCGUGGAAGGGAAGUGCCUGGAACACUAUAGAAGCCCCAGAGGUCUCUCUGCAGGGACACUGGGGAUCAUGAUGCCUGCCCUGCACACCCCCCUCAUUGCAGACGGGGGCACGGAGGCUCACAGUGCCUCAGGCCACACAGCAAGCCUGUGCACUGCUCAGGACCCCUAUCCUGGGACCCUUGUUCCCUGGAGCAGUUGUCCCUGUCCCCUGGCGAUUCCGGGCCUUAAAAGACUAGAGUGGGGAGGCUGCAAACUCAAAAGCCCACAGGGGCCCAGCAGGUAACAAAAUGAGCGCAGCAGGCCGGGUGGGAACCGGGUCCAUCUUGAGAGCAGGUGCCCCACCUGAAGGGGGCGCCAGCAGCAGCGAACUCAGCUCCAACUCUUACCUCCCCUCUCCCCCAGCAGGAAUGAGAUCUGCUGGAUCCUCUGGUUUCUGGUUGGUUUGUUUGUUUGUUUGUUUUCAGCAGAAUCCAGACAUCUAGAUUCCAGUGUGAAAUUUCUGGAUUCAAACUGUUAGUAACUGUUUUUAAAAAGCAACACGGGCCCCCCGAGAAGCCAUAUGUGGGAGUGUGAACUUUCGUGGUCUUCCACGGGGCGCUGGAGCAGGGCUCCCCAUUCCCGGCUUCAUCUGCACAGUGGGACCAUGCCCUCUUGCGUCACUGUGAGGUGGGAAUGUGUUCAUGGCUACCUGGCACCAAGCAGGGCACUGGGGCCACUGGAAUGGCAGCUCCCAUCUGUUGAGCUCUUUGUGUGCGCCGGGCUCUAUUCUGAGCACGUUAAGAUCCUCCCAUUUAUGUCUAUCAGGGUUCCAGCCGAGAAACAGAACCAGUAGCCGACCCACAUUGAGAGAUUCAUUGCCAGGAAUUGGCUUAUGUGGCCGUGGGGCUGGCUAGGCAGGUCUGACGUCCACCAGGCAGGCGGGAGACUCGCAGGCACGGAAAGCUGUUGUCCCCAAGCAGACUUUCUUCUGAGAAUCCUCCGUUCUGCUCCAAAGGCCUUUCAACCGACUGAAUCAAGCCCACCCAGAUGAUCGAGAAUAUUCUCAGCUGAUUAGAGAUGUCACUCGCAUGUACAAAAUACCUUCAGGGCAACAGCAGCUAGGGGUUUGACUGAUGGGGGACUCUGGUCUAGCCAAGCUCACGUGUAAAACUGACCAUCUCACCAUCUGAUCCCCACCCCAGCCCUGUGACGGGGGUGCCGUUAUCCCCAGCCUAGAGAGAGGGACAAGGAGACUCCAGUUAAGGAGCCUGCCUGAUUGAACACAGGUGGGGGGGCUAGAACCAGGGCUUGGGUGUCCCCACCACCCGCCUCAGACAGUGAGCAUCUUCAGCUGCUGUUACUAACGCCCAGCGUGGUUCCAGGGAGCUGACAGAGGCAGGAAAAAAGAAAGUGUAUUACAAAGUGGGUGACCAUGCCUGACCUUUCAUGGGGGAGGAGGCCCGUGAAGAGGGUAAGGAGUUAUUCUUUCAGAAAUGCAUUGAGAGGGGCGCCUGGGUGGCACAGUGGUUAAGCGCCUGCCUUCGGCUCAGGGCGUGAUCCCGGCGUUAUGGGAUCGAGCCCCACAUCAGGCUCUUCCUCUGUGAGCCUGCUUCUUCCUCUCCCACUCCCCCUGCUUGUGUUCCCUCUCU